AUGCAUCCUCAUCUUCACACAAAGAACGCUCUGGCGUGUGAAGAGGUCAUCGCUGCUCUCGAACAGUGCCAUAGCCAAGGCUUCAUGCACAAGGCUGUUGGGAGCUGCAAUGACGCCAAAGAGAAGGUCAACGAAUGCUUAAAGAUCGAACGAUCGAAGAUGCAGGCCGAGAAUCGAAACGCUGCCCGGGCGAAGCGCGACAAAAUCCGGGAGCAGCAGCGGGAAUUGGGACUGUAA
Molecule: messenger RNA, 237 nt
Organism: Fusarium tjaetaba
Lineage: Eukaryota; Fungi; Ascomycota; Sordariomycetes; Hypocreales; Nectriaceae
Product: cytochrome c oxidase biogenesis cmc1
Exons: 2
Coding region: 1-237 (78 amino acids)
Cellular component (GO): mitochondrion
Source: RefSeq, a predicted model, not a curated record